Molecule: messenger RNA, 858 nt
Organism: Lasiosphaeria miniovina
Lineage: Eukaryota; Fungi; Ascomycota; Sordariomycetes; Sordariales; Lasiosphaeriaceae
Exons: 6
Coding region: 1-858 (285 amino acids)
Source: RefSeq, a predicted model, not a curated record
AUGGCGCGUACAUCACCACGCAUAUUGAUCAUUGGCGCCGGCAUUGGUGGUCUCACCCUUGCUCAAUGCCUUCGCAAGCAGGGAAUUAGUUUCGAGGUGUUUGAGCGUGAUGCGAGUCCUCCAGCCAGAGGACAGGGCUAUGCGCUUGGUCUCUAUGACCUCGACUCGCUCUUUGGGAACUCCCUCCCAAACGACCUGAGCCCUGCUGCCGCCGGAUCUGCCAUCCCGGGCCGUCUACCAUUUCCAGGGAGGCCGAAUACUGCUAUGCGCAUCGAAGUGGGCGACGACAAGGUGACCGUCCUUUUCGAAGACGGCUUAUCUGCUUCGGGGACAUACUGGUUGGCGCUGACGGGACGUUCAGUGCGAUUCGGCCCCACGUCCUCCAGAAACUCAAACGACGAAGUGCUCAACGCAUUUCCCACGACCGUCAUCUUUGGCGAAACACAAUUGAGCGGCGUCAACAUGGAGCAGCUGCUCCAGCUGGGCUACUCGCUGUCCCUUGCCUUUGGCCCCGACUUCACGCUGUUCUCAGGCGUGAACCGCGGGUGGUGGGGUGCCGCGAUCAAAGAGGUGCCGCCGGUAAACAGGGUGUUGUUGAUCGGGGACGCGGCGCACCCGAUGACACCUAGACGCCGGCAGCUGAGCAAGGUGCUGAGCGAGAGCGGCACGUCGGGCUUUGCAGCCCUGAGGGCCGACCUUGACAGAUACCAGCAGAAUAUCGUCGCCAGGGGGUACGAGUCCAUCAUGCUCGGCCGUAGCUCCCUGGACAGGGCGAGAAAUGGACCGCCGGCCAAAGCGUACGGCCAGGAGCUGAAGCUACUGGAAGAGUUGAAGCCUUUGCCGAUCAAGCUGUAUUGA